AAAGGAUUCCAACUAAACUUCGCGAAGUAUAAAAUAAAUGGCCGGAGCUGUCUAUUUCAAAUCUUUUCUCUGGUUAACAGCUCUAGGCGGUCUCGGUUACGGCUUAUUACAACUAACACAACCAUCUGAAGAAAAACUCUCGAAAAUCAGAGAAUAUUCAAAGUCGACAAGUUUAACGGAGGAAGAGAAACGUAAAAUCCUGUUUAUGCAAAAACUGCAGGAGGCAGCCGGUGAAUCUAAGCCGGUUUACAUUCAGAGAAGUGAUAAAGAAAACAAAUAGAGUGGUGAAAUCGUAGUGCAAGACAAGGAUAUAUCUCACAGACCGUAACUCUAGUAGUAAACUAUUUAACAACUAUAAUGGGUGAUAACAGUGUAAAUCUUAAUAAAAAGGAACUAAUACUCGAACGACUUAA
This is a messenger RNA of Hermetia illucens (black soldier fly), 413 nucleotides long. RefSeq lists its product as uncharacterized. Lineage: Eukaryota; Metazoa; Arthropoda; Insecta; Diptera; Stratiomyidae. Bases 38 to 280 code for a protein of 80 amino acids. Gene Ontology annotation, biological process: mitochondrial respiratory chain complex III assembly. The record is from RefSeq and is a predicted model, not a curated record. The transcript has a single exon.